This is a messenger RNA of Pseudomyrmex gracilis, 1526 nucleotides long. RefSeq names its product aminopeptidase M1-D-like. Lineage: Eukaryota; Metazoa; Arthropoda; Insecta; Hymenoptera; Formicidae. Gene Ontology annotation, cellular component: cytoplasm. Gene Ontology annotation, molecular function: metalloaminopeptidase activity; zinc ion binding; peptide binding. The coding region runs from base 31 to 1449 and encodes 472 amino acids. Gene Ontology annotation, biological process: proteolysis; peptide catabolic process. The transcript has 7 exons. The record is from RefSeq and is a predicted model, not a curated record.
UGAACUUAGAGCGAUAAUGCGUAUAAAGUAAUGUUCAAGAUUUAUAUUGUAAGUGAUAAAUAUAUUAUUUCAACCAUGAUUCACAGUACGCAGAUGUUUACAUUCUUUGAAAUUUUAUGCUUACUAUUUCUAACCGGAGUUGUUUCUUCAACUGAUGAGAAUUUAUCUCAAGUACCGCAGUGUUACCACCCAAUAGAAUAUCGUAUAAAUGUUUCUGCAAACGUACAAAACAAUUCUCUCACUGUUGAUUCUCGUGUCAAACUGAACGUUUCAUGUGUACUGCAAGAUAUACGAUUAUAUUUCGGACGUUACAUGACCGAUUUCUACUAUGGUACGGUCGAUAAUGUCUUUAAUGAUACUUCACUGCAAUGGAUAGUAUAUGUGCUAUUUUCUGAAACAAGUAAUUCAUUCGUUAACAUUAUUCGUAUAAAACAAUAUCAAAAACCCCUAGCAACAAAUGUACAAAUAAUAAGUAUACUACCUGGAAUAUACUGGAUCAAUGUGAGGUAUAACUGGAUUUUAGACAAAAGUGCAAUGAUCUUUGAAAAAGAAACAAAAGACAAAUAUUUGAUUUUGCCGCGUAUACCCGCUGACUGGAUAUUUCCGUAUUGGACAAAUCCCACAACCAAGGCUAAAUUUACAAUUCAAAUUAGACAUGAUCACGAUCAAACAGUUCUAUCACAUAUGCCUUUUGAAAACAUAGUGCAAAACGAUCAACUUUAUUCUUUAUUUCAUAUGACACCUAAAAUAUCCACUCAUUUGGUAGCAACAGCAAUCGUACCUUCAGAGUGUACUAAACAUGUCCACGUGUUAAAUACAUGUACUAUACAAAGCAGAUUCCAAGUGAAAAACGACAUUUUGUACGCAGUAUUUCUUAUAAACAAUAUUGUAACAUUCAUUAGAAACAAGAUAGAAAAUAGCACAUCAGUUUCAUACGUGCAGUAUGUAGUACUUCCAAUAAACUCCAACAAUUACGAAACUAUAGUAACUACUGCACUUGUACUCUUCAGAGAGGUUAGUAUUGCAUACAAUAGAGAGGUAAAUUCGAUUAUAAAAAAAAAAGAAGUAGCACUUUUGGUUGUGCGCAGUGUGAUGCAAGAAAUGUUCAGUGAAUGGUUACUUACAUUAAAAACCUCUGAUUCUUGGUUUAUAGAAGGGUUUUUGUCAUUUUACGGAGUUUAUUUAAACGAUCAGAUUGCUACUGAGACUUUACUGAAGUCGAUUGUAAUCCAGACACGACGAGAAGUUUUUGAAUAUACGCAAGCGUGUAUUGAAUAUGAUAUACAAAUAGAAGAUAAUGUAUUUCUUUACAAUAAAACGUUUAGUAAAAUGUGGAAAGGAAAAGCUUUCAAUAUAUUUUCUAUGAUGAAUACUUUGUUCCAUAACAAAACUGUUUUAUACAACUCUAUUUUUAAGGAAGCAAUGAAAUUAUAUUCUACCAAGUUAUAGACUGUGUAACAGUCACUAAAAAGGAACUGUGUCAACACAAGUGGUGGAUACCUGUAACUUACGUAACAAUAUCAAGA